Messenger RNA from Radiomyces spectabilis, 252 nucleotides. RefSeq lists its product as uncharacterized. NCBI's taxonomy places the organism in Eukaryota, Fungi, Mucoromycota, Mucoromycetes, Mucorales, Radiomycetaceae. The record is from RefSeq and is a predicted model, not a curated record. Bases 1 to 252 code for a protein of 83 amino acids. The transcript has 2 exons.
AUGACUCACCUCAUCAUAAGCAAACAACGACUUCUCGGGGCUUGCGAACUAAAACUCGAAGUAUACCAAGAACUCGGCGGUGGCAAGGAAACGACGUCCAUCGGGAACCUCACCGUGAAUUUAUCCGCCUACGCUGAGAAAGGAGUCACUUCAGAUCGUUAUUUGCUUCAUGAUUCCAAAUUCAACUCUACCAUCAAGUUGACCAUUCGGAUGAAUCAAAAGUCCGAUGUCGGCAUCCAGUUCCAGGUGUAA